GGGCACCGGGGGGAGGGGGAAAUAAGAAAAGGGAAAGAGAGGAAGUGGAGCUGGCCCGUACGGUGGCCGAAGAGGGACGCGCUGUGCCAGAGGCUGCAGGAUGAUGCGGUUCAUGCUGCUGUUCAGCCGGCAGGGGAAGCUGCGGCUGCAGAAAUGGUACCUGGCCAUGUCAGACAAGGAGAGGAAAAAGAUGGUUCGAGAGCUUAUGCAGGUCGUCCUGGCCAGAAAGCCCAAGAUGUGCAGCUUCUUGGAGUGGAGAGACCUCAAAGUUGUCUAUAAGAGAUAUGCCAGCCUCUACUUCUGCUGUGCCAUUGAGGGCCAAGAUAAUGAGCUCAUCACACUGGAACUGAUCCACCGAUAUGUGGAACUCCUGGACAAAUAUUUUGGCAGUGUAUGUGAACUUGACAUCAUCUUCAACUUUGAGAAGGCUUACUUCAUCUUGGAUGAAUUUCUAAUGGGUGGUGAUGUCCAGGAUACUUCUAAGAAAAGUGUGCUAAAGGCCAUAGAACAAGCAGAUCUACUACAGGAGGAAGAUGAGUCACCUCGAAGUGUCCUGGAGGAGAUGGGUUUGGCAUAGCUUCCCACCCCAAUGGGAGAUGCAAUGCAGGGUUGCCAUGCCUUGGCAGGCAUGGUUGGUUGCUUCAAAGUCCACACAUGUUCAGAUCCCCUUUCCCUGUGGAAUACCCUUCCUUUGCUCUCAGUUUUCUUUUGGAGAGAGCUGUGGGCUGGAAUCCUUCAAACAUUCCUUCUUUCUCUGACUUUUAUUACUUCCUGUUCUUCACUUUUUCCAGUUGAAGUUUGAGAAAUUUGAUGGGUAGAGAAGGAGUAUGAACAAGAAGAGAGGUGUAAUAAUGUCUCUCGGUCUCUCUUUCUCCCUCUUUCCCCCUCCCUCUUCUCCCCCCCCCCCAUUCUAAGAACUUUGUUCAGUUCUCCCAAAUCUUAUUCCAUUCUCACAUACACUGUAAAUAUAUAAAUAUGUCAGGUUAAAAGAAAAUUGUUUUCAGCCCUCCAGUUACCCAAAGAAAAAUAAGCAUAUCUCCAUUUCCUCCCCCUCCCUACUCCAAUCAGCCAGGCCUUUAUCUUUUCCUGGGAAAAGGAAUUGUUAGUAUAUUAAAGAGGGGUGUCUCCUUAUAUUUCAAACCCCUGACCCUUUUAGGGUGGGUUUGAACUGUAGGGAAGAGCAUAAGCUAAUUUUUUAAAUCUUAGGACUGAGGGAAGGGAUCCAGGAAGGCUUGGGCCUGUUGAGAACUUAGUGGAACCCCAAAAGGAGUUUAGGGGGAGGGAGGGGAAAAGGGUGUUUUAUCUGUCGCUGUUUUCUUUUUCUCCUGAAAUAAAAGGAAUAUCAUUUCUGGA
Messenger RNA from Sarcophilus harrisii (Tasmanian devil), 1353 nucleotides. It is a transcript of the gene AP1S1, whose product is annotated as adaptor related protein complex 1 subunit sigma 1. NCBI's taxonomy places the organism in Eukaryota, Metazoa, Chordata, Mammalia, Dasyuromorphia, Dasyuridae. Gene Ontology annotation, molecular function: clathrin-cargo adaptor activity. Gene Ontology annotation, cellular component: membrane coat; AP-1 adaptor complex; intracellular membrane-bounded organelle. Bases 101 to 577 code for a protein of 158 amino acids. The transcript has 5 exons. The record is from RefSeq and is a predicted model, not a curated record. Gene Ontology annotation, biological process: vesicle-mediated transport; intracellular protein transport.